Epinephelus moara (kelp grouper) is the source of this 3530-nucleotide messenger RNA. Its product is annotated as germ cell-specific gene 1-like protein. Lineage: Eukaryota; Metazoa; Chordata; Actinopteri; Perciformes; Serranidae. The transcript has 8 exons. Gene Ontology annotation, cellular component: plasma membrane. The record is from RefSeq and is a predicted model, not a curated record. The coding region runs from base 1504 to 2568 and encodes 354 amino acids.
GGAGGAAAAAGGAAAAGCCCAUUCAUAUGGAUACACUGGUUCACAGUUUCAUUCAGCUCUUGUUGUGUUAUAAUUAAAUAUGUGGUUAAAAGUUAAACUGGUGAGGAGCUUCGACUGGUGGCACAGGGAGGUUUGGGAGGUUACGAAGGAGCAGAGUCUAAAAAGGGACAGACACAGGAAGAGAGGGGGCACUACAGUAACAGAUGGACUUAGAGGGAUUACAUGAUUCAGGAUGGGUUUGUGACAUAAAUUCCCAAGAAAGACAGAAAAGAGAGUAGAGUGGCGUGGAGACAGACGCUCAGUCGCUCCAUCAGUCCAUCAGCAGUCCUGCAUCUCUGACUGACUAUUGGCCAGCAGGAUUAAAGGGAGGAGUGCAGCCGGAGAGGUAAGGGUCACUGAUGCUCAUCCCGGAGGAGGAAUACUGGUGACAGAGAAAGAUGAAGAGGGCAGUGACACGGAGAAUCUGUCCCUGAUGGAGCAAAUAGUUCUUAAGGAGCUUUUUGAUUAAGGGCAGAGAGACUGCAGGGUUACAGGACUGCAGGAAGUCACAACUGGUUUGACCUGAAGUACCACAGGGGACAAGAAAAAGAUCUUUGGGGCUGUUGGCUGAAAUAUUGCAUGAGAGACAGACAGCAGUCAUGGGUCCAGCAGUGGAGCUCGUAAUAAGGGGCGGGCCUGAGUGUGUUCAUCAGGAGGCAGGGAGAUAUUAGCAGCACAUCACUUAUUCUUCCAUAACCUCUCCUUAUAAACACAGCUGGAGGACGUACGUGACCUCAGGCGGGUUUAUGACUCCAACAAUGUUAGAUGUCACCAUAUGGACACUCUGGUUUUAGCCUCUGUUUCAUUCAACCAUUUAAUUUCACUUUCUUGCCAGAUGGGUUUAAGGAUGUCCUCUAUCUCCUCUUUAGAUAUUCAGCUUUUAACGAUAAAUUCUUUUUAUUUUAUUCUUGUCACAUCGAGUGAAGACAAACUGGUCCACCACUGCUGAGGUCAGGGGAUGUAUGGCCACACGGAUCAAUAGCAGGAUAUCACAUUAAAGCUGUCUGGCCAGCACACCAUUAUGUCCUUGCAUCUCUCCUAGGGUCGUCCACCUAAAUCCCCUCUUGUUCAUUUUUUCGUUCCAUCUGUCCUUUCCCACGUGUAUCAACCUCAGAGCAUCUUAUCCACCUCCCUCCCCUCCCGCUCCCCUUAUCUUCCUCUCUUUUAAUCACGCUGAGUUUACAGUAUCGCUUUGUCAGCUGUGUUUUAUCAUCUUCUGUCCCUACUGUUACAUCAUAUUUAUCUUUUGCUUUCUGUUAAAACCUGGCAGCUCAUCACGUCUUUUAAACCACCCUGAAACAUCUGUGCUGCCCUCACGGCUCCAUCUGUGACAGUAGUUGAACCCUCUGUCCUUCUUUGUCCUAUCCCCACGUGCAGCACCUGCCCCCUCUUUGCCUGGCUUUCUCCCCUCUUUCUCUCUCUCUCCGGCCUCCCCCCCCCGCCUCCCUCUUCACCUGUGUGGCCAUGCUGGAGCGUUUGUCCCGUCGCUCUCGCUCCCUGCUCUCCCUGACCUUGACCACUCUGGCUCUGGCCCUCUCCAUCCUGGCUCUCUGCACCUCUUACUGGUGUGAGGGCACCCACAAGGUGGUCAAGCCCCUCUGCCUGUCGCCCGUCAAAAUGAAGAACUGUGGUCAGAACAACAGCGAGCCUUACACCACAGAGAGUCCCACUCAGAACCCCUUCAACCGCACACUGUCUCCAGCCAGGAGGGACGAGCUGGCCCGGAUCAGACAGAGACAGCUGGCCAAUGCAGUUCAAUACAUCUGGGAGACGGGAGAAGACAAGUUUGCUUUUAGAUACUUCCACACUGGUUUCUGGGAAAGCUGCGAGAAACACAACGAUGGGGAGAAAUGUCGGAGCUUUAUAGACUUAACACCUGGAGAAACACAAGGUGUGCUCUGGCUGUCAGUUAUUUCAGAGUUUACGUACAUCGGCCUGCUGGGGAUGGGCUUCUUACUGAUGUGGCUGGAAGUCUUGUGUUCCCAUAAAGAGAUGCACUCGCUAAAAAUCAAUGCGUACGCAGCGAUUUGUACCGUGUUAUCAGGUCUUCUUGGGAUGGUGGCCCAUAUGAUGUACACCACAGUAUUUCAGAUGACAGUCAUUGUGGGCCCCAAAGACUGGAGGCCUCAGUCCUGGGACUACGGCUGGUCAUUUGCUCUUGCCUGGGUGUCCUUCAGUUGCUGUAUGGGGGCCGCUGUGGUCACACUCAACUCCUACACAAAGACCAUCAUCGAGCUCCGUCGCAGACAGAGGCUCCGUUUGGAGGAAGCAAGAGCCGCCACUCACGCUCCCGCCUAUGAUGAAGUUGUUCCAGGGGGCGGGCUCUACUCCGUCAGCGGCCUGUUGCAGUGUCCAGACGGUAUGAUUGACGUAGCGUGGGCCCCGAACGGGAGUGUGGUUGGAGUGGGCAAUGGGGACGUACCAACGCUGGUAUUAGUAGGAGGCUGCGGGCCAGAGGGGUGUGAAGACUGUGAGAGAGAGAUGGAUGAGAUGGAUGAGGCCAUGGACCGAGUCGAUUCACCUUGUUAGAGGAUCAUUUAUAUCCAUCAACUUUUAAGGGCUGAAAAACGUAAAGACACUAUCACCGUGCUGGAGGAGGAUCGAUGUGAGCAAACAGAUCCAGUUUUUCUUUUCUUCCACUUUGACUUUCAGUGAAGUUGGGACGUACUAAAGACGCUUUAAGGCAAAUGAAACUGAUCAAACUGUUAAAGACUACAGUGUAUAGAUAUCACACUGACAUGCAGGACUGCAUGUUUUCUGGGUAUUUCUCAGUGCCUCAUGGUAGCAAAGUAAAUGUUUCUCCAUAUGUUAACACAUGUUUAUAUUAUUUUAUUGUUCAUAUUUUAAAGGUUCUGUAUGUAACCUUCAGAGAAUCCUUUUGUGACACCUCAGUUAAGUGAACAGCAGUCAGCAUCCUGUCCUAAAUUUGAGUUGCUACAGGUCCUUAAGUGAAGAUCUGUCUUCUGUCGGGCCGCUGCUGCAAACUGUAUAGAGGCCUAACGGAAGCAGGAAACAUGGACUCUGCUCCACACUGUAGUGGAGCUUGAGAGAGGCAAGGAACUCAGCAACGCGCAUUACGUCACAUCCAUUGAACUGUUUGAUAAGAAUUUGGACUGAGUCCUCUACAUAGAAGUUGAUCCACAGCCUGCUAGAGACAACUGAGAAAGUCGAGGAAAGUCUCACUUUUUAAGUUACAUUACAACCUGUUCACCACUGUCAAUAAAAACCAAUUAAUACUGGUACAAAGUUACAUACAGAACCUUUAACAUGCAAUGUAUCAGGACAGAUUAUCGCAAUGAUCAUUUCACUGCAUAGACAGGUUGGAUGUUUCUUCUCCUGUUGAUACCUAAACGGAUCAGCCUGUCCUUUAGAGUAAAUACUGAAAUAUAUUCUCAUUUAUCUGAGUGGGGCAUGUUUCCUUUUUCAAGCUCUUCUCUCUCUUGUGACAAACUUUAUGUACACCAGAGGCUACAACAAACACUCUCCCUGCA